Molecule: messenger RNA, 1683 nt
Organism: Mauremys reevesii (Reeves's turtle)
Lineage: Eukaryota; Metazoa; Chordata; Testudines; Geoemydidae
Product: RING finger protein 112-like
Exons: 11
Coding region: 1-1683 (560 amino acids)
Biological process (GO): endoplasmic reticulum organization; protein homooligomerization
Molecular function (GO): GTPase activity; GTP binding
Source: RefSeq, a predicted model, not a curated record
AUGUCUUGGACGACCCCCGUCUCCAUCGAGCGCGGCCACAACUUCUUCCAGGGCUGCCUCGCAGCUCACUGGCGUGGGGUCUCGGCCUGGAGCUACCAGUGCCCCGAGUGCUGGACUCCCUGCUACAGGGACAGGAUGAUCCCGGACACACAGCUGAGAGCCCUGGUGGAGAAAAUCACAGAGCCCCUGCGGGAAGAGAUGGAGCUGCAGGGGCCGGGGGCUCAGCCAGAGCCGGGGCGCCCGGUGCAGCUGGUGCAUCUGGACGAGGAAGGGGGCCCAACCUUGGACGAGGAGGCCCUGAGCCGCUGCCUGGAGCAGGAUGGGGCGGCUGAGGACGCAUCCUGGAUGGGCCGCGAGGACCAGGCCCUGGCGGGUUUUGAGUCUCGUGCCGGGAUGGUGACCGUGACGAGGGGGGUGUGGAUGUGGGACCAGCCCCUCUGGGUCGAGGACCAAGGGAGAAAGAUUUUUAACAUUUCCAGCACAUUUAAACGGACGGAGGUCGAUUAUUUGGAGGUGGGUGGGGCAGAGGAUAGACACAGCUCUACUGACACUGACCUGGCAGCCAUGUCCCUGCUGGGGAUAACCCAGAUAUUUGUUCAUGUUGCAAAGGAGGUUGGUGAGACCUGCGAUCUGCCCCCAAUUCAGCACCUGGACCUGUUGGUGCGAGAUUGGCAGCUCUCUGGAGCCUACGGCGUGGAUGGGGGACAGGCGUACCUCAGAGACAUCAGACGGGAAAUGAUCAGAGCCGGGCGUCAUGAACUGGAGGCUUCUGCUGAGCAGCCCCUGGUGUUGGGAGCCCUGAGGACAAGCAGCACCCGGUGCUACCUACUGCCCCAUCCUGGCUCUAGGUUCAUCAAGAGCAGGGCAGGGACACCAGGCGACAUGGACACGAUUUUCCAGCAGUACCUGUGUGGCUACGUCAGCACCAUGGUGGGCUCAGCAGGGACACACGUCCGGAUGGACCGAGCCAGGCAGGUGCUGACAGGGGCUCAGCUGGCUGCCAGGAUCAAGGGCGUCUACCAAUAUUUGAAGACCAGACGCUACGACUUCUCCUCCCCCAUGAAGAUGGCCGAGACAUUUGCAGCAAUGAGACAGGAGACAAACAGCAAAACAAUAGAAGACACCAGGAAGGAAUACGAACAAUUUGUGCAGGACCAGGACCGCGGCCACCAGAGCAUGAUCCCCUGCCUGAGAGUGAAGCCGGAGGAGAUGGAGCAACGGCUGCAGGGGAAAUGCAAGGAGCUGCUGGAGCGCUGCCGUGGGAAGCUGCUGGGUGAAGACCCCAAGAAAUGGGAUGCCCUGAAGAAGCUGGAGCAGGAGCUGGACAAGAAGACGGCCCAGUUCCUGACCGCCUACGAGCAACGCUUUAAAGAGAAGAAGGCCGUGCGGUUGGGCCUCGCCUGCGGGGGGGGCAUCCUCGCUGCUGUGGGUGUGGGUAUCGGGGCGGGUAUCGGUAUAGGUGUGGCUGCAGUCAUAGUAGCAGUGGGGGAAGCAGUAGCCAUUGGGGUCGGGGCAGGGGGCCUUGGCCUGAUCGGGGGAGCUGUUGGCAGCUGGGUUGGAGCCUUGAUAGGACAGAAGACAGCCCGGAAUACGACACGCACCAAUGCCCCCGGGCAGGGGGACGAGGCGGAAAGCAGGGCAGGGCAUUCAGAUCAGGAGCCCCUGCUGGGGGGUGACAGAUAG